UCACAGGAACUCCUUGAUCAGUUAGAAAGAGAGGAGAUUCCAGCUCAUAUUCGGGAAGCCAGAUUAGAAGCUCUGAAAAAACAGAGCACUGAUCUUCAGCUCAUGAAAGAAAAGCAGCAUGGUCUAUAUACAGAGAUUCCGGUGGAGAAAGGAUUUCUAGAUUUAACUACACAAGAAGAGAGGUGUGUUGUACACUUUUUUCAUGAAGAUUUCAGGAGAUGUGCAAUCAUGGAUACACACAUAGAGGCCUUGACAAAGAAAUAUUUUGAAACAAAGUUUGCCAAAAUAAAUGUAGAUAAAGCAAAGUACUUUGUGGAGAAGCUUAAAAUUCGAGUAUUACCAGCUGUGUUGUGUUUCAAAAAUGGACAAGUUGUAGACAGGAUAAUUGGUUUUGAAGAACUUGGGAACACAGACAGCUUUCCUACCUCAGUUUUAGAAAAAAGACUUGGGAAAUCAGGUGUAAUAGACGUCCCCGAUGUCAGACCCACAAAUAAAACUGUGUUUGGUUUUAACAAACCAUCAGAAGACUGUAGUAGUGAUGAUGAUGAUUAUUAAAAGAUUUUUAUUUUAA
This is a messenger RNA of Saccostrea cuccullata (small rock oyster), 571 nucleotides long. RefSeq lists its product as uncharacterized. Gene Ontology annotation, cellular component: cytoplasm. The record is from RefSeq and is a predicted model, not a curated record. The transcript has 5 exons. NCBI's taxonomy places the organism in Eukaryota, Metazoa, Mollusca, Bivalvia, Ostreida, Ostreidae. Bases 103 to 555 code for a protein of 150 amino acids.